ACAUCCUUUUAAAAUAUUUUGAUUAUAAUUAUUAUUUAUAUUAUUUUAAUUUAUCAAUCAACUAGUUUAUAUAAAUAAAACAAUUUAAUUCUUGGAUUUACGUGCCUACUUUUCCCAUGCUUCCGUGCUUCUAGAAAUACGUUAUAUAUAUACAUACUUCCACACAAACACAAAGUGAACAUCAUUCAGCAAGAACCCAACAAUGGCAAAACAAGAAGAGGUGAUUCUACUGGAUUUCUGGGCUGGCAUGUAUGGAAUGAAGGUCAGGAUCGCUCUUGCUGAAAAGGGUGUUUCAUACGAAUACAGAGAAGAGGAUUUGAGGAACAAAAGCCAGCUUCUCUUGGAGAUGAACCCGGUUCACAAGAAGGUUCCGGUUCUCAUCCACAACGGCAAACCGAUCUGCGAGUCAAGCACCAUUGUUGAAUAUAUCGAUGAAGUCUGGAAAGACAAAGCUCCAUUGUUUCCUUCUGAUACUUAUGGCAAAGCUCGUGCGAGGUUUUGGUCUGACUUUAUUGAUAAGAAGAUAUUCCUGAUUGGGAGGAAUAUGUGCAUGACAAUAGGGGAAGAACAAGAGGCAUCCAGGAAAGAGUUCAUAGAUUGCCUGAAACUGAUUGAUGGAGAGCUUGGAGAGAAGCCUUACUUUGGAGGUGACAGUUUCGGGUAUCUUGAUCUGUCUUUGAUCCCAUUUUAUUCAAGGUUUCAUGCCUAUAAAACCUACGGGGAAUUUAACAUAGAACAAGAGUUCCCAAAAUUGUUCGCUUGGGCUAAAAGGUGCUUGCAGAACAAGGAGAGCGUAUCUAACUCUCUUCCUGACCAACUAAAGGUCCAUGGCUUUGUUCAACAGAUGAGGAGGAUACUUGGACUUGAUCAUGAGUAGAACUUUGAGGUAUCAAAGCCAAUAACAAUAUAUAUGGUUUUUAACACCCUUAAUUAAAUGUGUUUGUCACAUAUAAAUAAUGAAAGUCGUGUUUUCAGAUACAUUUGUUGCUAAGCUUACAUUUUGCAAUGUGUAUUUUAUGAAUGGGAUUGGUUACACA
This is a messenger RNA of Lactuca sativa (garden lettuce), 1037 nucleotides long. Its product is annotated as putative glutathione S-transferase. Gene Ontology annotation, molecular function: glutathione transferase activity. Gene Ontology annotation, cellular component: cytoplasm. Lineage: Eukaryota; Viridiplantae; Streptophyta; Magnoliopsida; Asterales; Asteraceae. The record is from RefSeq and is a predicted model, not a curated record. Gene Ontology annotation, biological process: glutathione metabolic process.